Arctia plantaginis is the source of this 2112-nucleotide messenger RNA. The record is from the annotation of a GenBank genome assembly. Lineage: Eukaryota; Metazoa; Arthropoda; Insecta; Lepidoptera; Erebidae.
AUGCGGCGGAGGGAGCUGAACGCUGUGGAUUUCAAGGUAUCAGCAGAUCUCAAGUUCGUGCUGCUGAUCUCGGACGUGAGACCGGGCUGGCGACACGCACGGCUCGCGAGGUAUCACGUGUAUGACGUCAUAAACAGGAACAAAAUUUCAAUAUCUCCAAUAGAAGACGAUCGCUCAGCGCCACUGCUGCAGUACGCGGAGUGGUCACCGGUGGGCUCCACCCUGGUCUUCGUGCACGACAAUGAUAUAUACUAUAAGCCGAAAGUCUUUAAGACGCUGGUGUGUAGAAUUACUAAUAACGGUAUUCCAGGAGUCAUCUUCAACGGUGUACCAGACUUUCUUUACGAGACCGAAGUCCUGAGGCUGGACAAGGCGGUCUGGUUCAGCCCUGACGGUCAGACUCUGAUGUACGUCACGUAUAACGACUCUCUUGUACAGCAGCACAAGUAUCCAUGGUAUGGGUUGGACCUGCAGGAGCCGCCAGCUUAUCCCACGAUCAGGACUUUGAGGUAUCCCAAGGUGAAUACAAAUAAUCCAGUAUUAACAGUGAACGUAGUGAGCGUGAAGACACCCAAGUAUCUGUUCUCACACGCCAUACAGUUCAGUUCACAAGUAGACGACAGUCUCGGCUCUGAACCAGUAGAAGACGAUUGUGGCUGGUGCGGAAGCAUGGCUCUUGUUGGUUCCAAGUCUACCAUCUUCACUACCAUGCCGGUUUUAGACCAACAGCCAGGGGGAACUAGUGGAGGGGAGUGGAGGCACGCAGUUAGACUGACGCAGGAUUCCAGAACAACAUUGACGUUAGGAAGCUAUGAGAUUACUCAACUGCUGGGAUGGGAUGAAAGAAGAAGAUUCCUAUAUGUUAUCGGCACAGCACCAGACAAGGCUGGUGAGCGCCACUUAUACAGAGUCAGUGUACCCGUAGACUAUAGUAGCUGGCCCAACCCACCUGUCUGUCUAACAUGUCCUGGGGUAGAUGUAAUGCCGCCAGACGCGACAAUGGAACCAUCUGGCGAUGUCUUAGAUUUGGAAAAUUCAACAUCAUCUCUACCAGCAUGGCCCACGUCAACAGUUUUACCUCAUGUAGCAGACGAGAAUGAUACCCUGCCUACUGAAUGCUUGUAUAAUAGGAUUACAUUUAGCAAAAACUUCUCCUAUUACGUACAGGAGUGCUUAGGCCCUGGCCCUCCUGCAAUCUUCGUAUGUGCUCGUUGGGGAGCCAGACGAGCUGUGCUUUGGGAUGGACGUCCUCUCAGUCAAAAGUUCGCAGGUCUAGCUCAUCCACAAGUCAAAGACUUCAGAGUUGAGGUCCAAGCAUUCAGAGCAGCUCGGGUGCGUCUGCUUUUGCCACCAGGGUUCAGAGAAACAGACGACCUGCCGUUACCAUUGGUAUUGCACGUUUCAGCGAAGCCAGGGGGACAAUUGGUGACGGAGAGGUGGAAACCUAGUUGGGGCUGGUAUCUUGCUGCUGCCAGAAACUUCAUCGUUGCUGAAAUAGACGCCAGAGGGUCUGGUGGACAGGGUGAAGAGCUCAGAACUGAAAUUUACCACAAACUCCUAUCAGUGGAUGUAGAAGACCAAAUAGCGGUAUUAUCGUACCUUCGUGACAACUUGAAGAUGGUAGACGGCAGCCGCGUGGGCGUGUGGGGGCGCGGCUACGGCGGCGGCGCGGCGGCGGCGCUGGCGGCCGACGACGCGCACAACGUCACGCGCUGCCUCGCCGCCGUCGCACCGCUCACAGACCUGAGGCAUCACAACUCCUAUUGGACCGAGCGCUAUAGUGGCUACGGCUCAACGUGGGCUGGAACCCUCGGAGUAAACGCAGUCUGGCGCAAGGCAGGCAACCUUCCUCCACGGCGGGUGUUGUUGGCACAUGCAGCAGCUGACCUGGCCGCACCGCCGCAUCAUGCUCUGGCAUUAGCACGCGCACUUAUAAGGGCCACGGCCUUGUAUACACAUCAAGUGUAUCCAGACGAAGGUCACAACUUCUCCCGUUCUACAAUACACCUCCACAAGACCAUGGAGCAAUUCUUCGACGAGUGCUUUGGACCAGUGGAAGUAGCAGACUGGGACACCGGUGGGGUCGGCGGGCUCUUCCCCUUCAGGGAUUAG